GAAAGUAGAUGACGUCAUCAGAAGUUGUGUAGCUGAAGUGACGGGCGCGACAGAGUGACGGAGAUUUGAUUUAGCCUCAUCCUUAUCCUGUGGACGAGCUGUCCAGGGUGAAAGUACAUGUGAGCUAGCAUUCGCGAUGCGACAUUCACUGAAAAGCGUUUUAUCUUUAUUGUCGUCAUUGCUUGGAUUAAUUAUAACCGUGGUUGUCAUAAGGACAUUGACUUAUUCCGUGCGGACAGACGACGUAACACCGUGUGCUAAAAGGGAUGAAGACUUCGUGCAGGCGACGGAUGCUGUGGUGGAGAGAUUUCGCCAGGCGUUGAGAAUACGGACGGUUGCCGCAUCUCCUCACGUUUACGAAAGAGAGGAACUCCAGAAGCUUACAUCAUUUAUAAAAUCUGCCUACCCCAACAUUCAUUCCUCGCCAUUUAUCAGUUGUGAAGAUGUAGCGAAUUACAGUUUGUUGUACACAGUCUUUGGAGAAAACACCAGUCUCACCCCGUACAUGAUAACAGGACAUCUUGAUGUUGUGCCAGCUGACUCUAGCUUGUGGGACCAUCCUCCAUUUGGGGCAGAGAUUCAUGAUGGUUUUAUCUAUGCCAGGGGAACAAUUGAUGAUAAACACAUUGUCAUGGGUGUUCUGGAGGCUUUGGAACACCUACUGUCUCAAGGAUUCAGACCACAAAGGUCAUUCUACAUUGGCUUUGGGCAUGAUGAAGAGGUGACAGGUUUGGAUGGUGCUAGAUCUAUCAGUAACUUAUUGUGGUAUCGAGGGAUUCGCAAGUUGGAGUUUCUAAUCGAUGAAGGACUGACCAUUUUAAACAAUGUUAUACCAGGGAUAGAUGGACCUGUAGCACUUAUAGGGACAGCAGAGAAGGGAUAUCUGACCCUGAAGUUGAAUGUGAAAUGGGACACCGGCCAUUCCUCCAUGCCCACCAAAGAGACAAGUAUUGGAAUUAUGGCUAAUGCAGUUUCAAAGUUAACAACUGACUGCCAUCCAAGCAUGUUUGGGCAAGGUCCUGAGCUGGACACCUUCCAACACCUUGCCGCACAUAUGAAGUGGCCGUACAGAAUGGUGAUGUCAAACUUGUGGUUAUUUAGACCCAUCAUAUCUUGGGUUUUAUCAAAGAAACCAUCAACUAAUGCGAUCGUCCGUACUGUAACAUCAGUCACCAUGAUAAGUGGGGGUGUGAAGGUGAAUGUGCUACCUCCCGAGGCAACGGCUUAUGUCAAUCACAGACUCCAUCCUGCCCAGUCAGUCCAGGAGGCAAUAGAAUUUGACCGCCAGUUAAUAGGAGACGACCGUGUCCAGAUCAGUGUAGAAUCAUCAAUGGAGCCCCUGCCGAUGUCCCCCUACGGAGACUAUGACUUCGGUUUUCAGACAGUCAAAUCCAGCAUCAGACAGGUGUGGACGGAAGCAGCGGUAGCUCCAGGAGUAUUGAUUGGCAACACGGACACGAUUCACUACACUCGGUUUACCCACAAUAUCUACAGGUUCAGUCCAACGUUCAUGUUCCCGGACGAUAUCCCACGGUUCCAUGGAAAUAAUGAGCGUCUUUCUGUCCAUAACUAUGAACAAGCUAUUAAUUUCUACAAACAUUUGAUACAAAAUGCUGAUGCAGUGUCAUUGCCAACAUACCACAAACAUGGAGAAGAGCUGUGAACACUCAACACCAGGAGGAUUAUUGUGAUAUUUAUUACUUCAAUGAACAAAAUGUAUUGGUCUAAUGAUAUUAUUAUACAGUUUUGUAGGCAGUGUCUUGACUUUUUUUUUAAUCUAAUCUAUUAUUUGCAUUAUGAUUGUGUGUUUUUGACAAUUAUUUUGUCCAGGGUUAAUUUUUGGUAUUUUAAAAAUGGGUACCUCGAUCUUUAGAUUGGUUUGGUUCGUUUUUUAGCACACUUGGCUCAAAGGGCCAAGUGACCUUUUGCCAUGAUGCGGUGUCUGUCGUUUGUUAUCUGUUGUCAGUCCAUCGUCAACUUUCCAUUUUAACAUCUUCUCUCAAGGCCCAAGAGGUCCAGAAACAAGAUAUUGGGCAAGCAUGAAGGGCCAGCCUACUAAGUUUGUUUUAAUGAAUGACAUUGACCUACAUUCAAGGUCACAGAGGUCAAAUAUGCUAAACUUUCAAUAACUUCUUGAUAACCAAGAGGCCCAGUUACCUUAUAUUGGGUCAGUUGCAUGCUGGGAUAAAGGACUGCAAUGUUUGUUCAAUGAAUGACCUGACCAAGAGUCCAUUGUGCAAAUGUGACCUCUUCUCAAUAACUAAGAGGCCCAGGAGGUCUUAUGUUUGGGAUGUAACUUGCUGGGAUGAAUGACUUCCAACUUUAGGUGUUGAUAUUCAAACAAAUGACCUUGUUCUAUAUUCAAGGUCAAAGAAGUCAAAAAAUGUUUUAAAUCUUUUAACAAAUUUUUAACAACCAACAGACCAAGGUAUGUGUGUUCAAUAGGAUUUGUUUGUUGCCAACUGUAUACAGUAUAAGUGUACUACUGUGUAUGUAAUUAUACAGUAUAUCUGGAAAUAAACCCACAACAAUCAACUACCAAUGACUUUUACCAUGCAGAAAAAAAAUCAUUAUAUUUAACAAGUAAAUGUUUCACCUUAAACCCACUUCUCGGAUUAAUGCCAUGUGAGCGAUACAGGCCGAUUGGGCCUCUUGUUAUUUUUCAACAUCCUAUCAACAGCUAAAGUAAUUUAAUGAGUGCCUCCCAUGUUUGCGAUAUGCAUGCAUGUAGUGUGUGUGUGUGUGUGUGUGUGUGUUUAAAAACCCAUCAUUUGGAGGGAACCAUCCACUUUUGUUUUAUAAUAGUCAAGUCUAUUUAGCUAUUUGAAAGAAUUAAUUAUUUUUUAUUUAAAUGGUUGUAAAAUUGUAAAAUCAACAAAAGGCUUAGUUUGUCAGAACAACAGGUCUUAAUUGAGCUAAGAAUGUCCUCAUAUUUUAAGGUCACCUGAGGGUCUCAAUUAAGUGACAUAUUCGAACCAACUUUUAUCCGUCACUGUGCAAAGUGCAUUGUGCAUUGUCCAUUUGUAAAGAGUUCACAUUUUCAACUUCUUCUCAUAAAACCCUGAACCAAUAUAUCAUUGAAAGUUUGCAAAAGCCUUCCAUAAGGUCAAUCAAAAUUGUAACUAUGGUCCUCACCACUGGGGGCCUCAGAGAGCAGGCCCAAAAAUGGCCAAAUUGAUUAAAAUUUCAAAAAUCUUCUUUUCAAUAACCAGAUAUGACAGAAUCAAAUAUUCUUUAUAGAUGGACGAGUCUCAUUUCAAGAUUAAGGCACUUUACCAAAAUUAGGAAUUUCAUGACCCUGGGGUCUCAAGUUUGCCCUUCCAGGGAGGGGUAAACGUUUAUAU
Molecule: messenger RNA, 3344 nt
Organism: Pecten maximus
Lineage: Eukaryota; Metazoa; Mollusca; Bivalvia; Pectinida; Pectinidae
Product: N-fatty-acyl-amino acid synthase/hydrolase PM20D1.2-like
Exons: 11
Coding region: 137-1663 (508 amino acids)
Biological process (GO): amino acid metabolic process
Molecular function (GO): hydrolase activity, acting on carbon-nitrogen (but not peptide) bonds, in linear amides
Source: RefSeq, a predicted model, not a curated record